Exophiala bonariae is the source of this 786-nucleotide messenger RNA. RefSeq lists its product as uncharacterized. The transcript is spliced from 2 exons. The record is from RefSeq and is a predicted model, not a curated record. Bases 1 to 786 code for a protein of 261 amino acids. Gene Ontology annotation, molecular function: protein binding. NCBI's taxonomy places the organism in Eukaryota, Fungi, Ascomycota, Eurotiomycetes, Chaetothyriales, Herpotrichiellaceae.
AUGUUCAAGCGAUCUUUCAAUACCAGGGAGGGUCGCAUCGUCAAGUCAAAGACCACCAAGACUACCUACCCCGAACAUGUGAAGAGAAAGUUGCAGGACAGCGUUGAAGACUCGGCGGUGGCUAGUACGCUGACGAGUCCCAUUGUGACGCUGGUUGUUGGAACUGAGCAGCGUCUUUUCGCUGCCCACGAAGACAUCCUCUGUCAUUCAUCAUACUUCGCAGCUGCUUUGAAAGGCAAGUUCCUCGACGACAGCUCGAAGAAGGUGGAACUGCCCGAUGAAGAACCUGAAGUCCUAUCCUGCGUCCUCGAAUACCUCUACAAGGGUGACUAUUAUCCCCGCUUGUUGCACAAUAAGCGCCGAAACACUUGGGACCUUGAAGACCAGGAUCUUAAACACGGGGGUGGUCGCGGAGGUACUAGCAGUGCUUCCACAAUCUUCCUUUCCGGCGCGGCAGGCGGUGAAGUCCUCCGGGAUACCGUCAUCUACUGCGCAGCCGAGAAGUACGGCCUGGACGAACUGAAGCGUUUGGCUCUUCGGAAACAAGGGUUGCAGUCUGGUGUCCAGGUCGACGUGAUCUUGCGAUCGGCUCGGUAUGCGUACGAGAACACGCCGGACACGGAAUCACGACUCCGCGCUCAUUACCUAGCUCUGAUCAUUCGAAGUCGUAAGACUUUCAAGAGGAGCGGAACCAUGCAGAUGGAGAUGGAGAAUGGGGGCAAAUUGUUUUUCGACCUGUUUGUGGCCAUGUGCAAUCAUAUCGACGACAUUGUCGAGAUCAGGUAA